Messenger RNA from Raphanus sativus (radish), 1854 nucleotides. RefSeq names its product probable WRKY transcription factor 33. The record is from RefSeq and is a predicted model, not a curated record. The transcript has 5 exons. Gene Ontology annotation, molecular function: sequence-specific DNA binding; DNA-binding transcription factor activity. Bases 141 to 1616 code for a protein of 491 amino acids. Gene Ontology annotation, biological process: regulation of DNA-templated transcription. NCBI's taxonomy places the organism in Eukaryota, Viridiplantae, Streptophyta, Magnoliopsida, Brassicales, Brassicaceae.
UAAAACUUUCAAGAACCUUUACCCAUCACAUCUCUUUUUCUUCAUCUUCUUUGCCCCCUUCUCCAAGCUCUCCCACUUACUAUAAAUAUCUCAAGUAGGUCUUUCAUAAGACAAAGAAAAGUUCUGUUUCUUUUUGCUGUAUGGCUGCUUCGUCUCUUCUUACUAUGGACAAUAGCAGAACCAGACAGAACAUGAAUGGUUCUGCUAAUUGGUCCGCAAGACCAUCAUCAUCGUCUCUUGAAGAUCUUGAGAUCCCACCAAAGUUCAGAUCUUUUGCUCCUUCUUCAAUCUCAAUCUCUCCUUCUCUAGUCUCUCCUUCCACUUGUUUCAGCCCCUCUGUUUUUCUUGAUUCCCCUGCUUUUGUUGCCUCCUCUGCUAACGUUCUUGCUUCUCCAACCACUGGAGCUCUUCUCACAUACGAAAGCAACCAGAAAAGUCUAAACGAGGAAGAGAAGACAAAGAAGAACAACAACAACAUUAACUUCUUUGACUUCUCAUUUCAGACACACUCAUUCGGAGUUUCUGCUCCGACAACAACAACAAUAACAAACAGUUCUGUCUUUCAAUCACAGGAACAACAGAGGAAGAACCAGACAGAUCAAUGGAGCCAGACCGAAACUCGUCCAAACAACAACACUCACUACAAUGGACGAGAGCAGAGGAAAGGAGAGGAUGGUUACAACUGGAGAAAGUACGGACAGAAACAAGUGAAAGGUAGCGAGAAUCCUCGGAGUUACUAUAAGUGUACUUUCCCAAACUGUCCAACUAAGAAGAAAGUGGAAACAUCUUUAGAAGGUCAGAUCACAGAGAUUGUUUACAAAGGAAGCCAUAACCAUCCUAAACCUCAGUCCACUAGAAGAUCAUCUUCUUCUUCUUCUUCUUCUUCCUCGGCGUUUCAUUCAGCUGUGUUUGAUCAUCAUGGUGAUCACUCUGAUUCCUUUGUGAUCCAACAAGAUAAUAAUACUACUUCUGUUUCUCUUGGAGACGAUGAGUUAUCGGUUCUCAGCAGAGGAGAGGAAGAAGAUUGUGGGAGUGAACCUGAAGCAAAGAGAUGGAAAGGAGAAAGCGAAACAAACGGUGGGAAUGGUAAUGGAAGCAAGACAGUGAGAGAGCCGAGGAUUGUUGUGCAGACAACAAGUGAUAUUGACAUUCUUGACGAUGGUUACAGAUGGAGAAAGUACGGCCAAAAGGUCGUUAAAGGCAACCCUAAUCCAAGAAGCUACUACAAAUGCACAACCACCGGUUGUCCAGUGAGAAAACAUGUUGAGAGAGCAUCACAUGAUAUGAGAGCCGUGAUCACAACCUAUGAAGGGAAACACAACCACGAUGUACCUGCAGCUCGUGGUAGCGGAUACACCACGAACAGACUGGCACAAGAUCCUUCUUCUUCAGCACCAAUUAGACCAAAUGCGAUUGCUGGUCACACUAGUUACACUACUUCUUCCCAAGCACCGUAUACGCUUCAAAUGCUUCACAACAGCAACAACAACAACACUAAUCCCGGGUCUUUUGGUUACGCUACGAACAAUAAUAACUUCCUUGGUGGUGGGUUCUCUAGAGCAAAAGAUGAACCAAACGAUGAGUCCUCUUCGUUCUUCGAUUCGUUUUUGUCUUGAAGAUUAUAUAUUUUCGUUUUUUAAUUCUGUACAUUUCUGCUAAAAAAAGGGUUUAGCUACUUACUAGUGAUCAUGCAGAUACUAAGACUAUAGUCUAUAUAGUCCAUAGAGAAAAUUAUUUCAUUUGUUUUUAGUGGCUCAUGCUAGAGCUUUCACACGCCUGUAAUGUAAUAAUCUUUAGUUCUUUUGUACCAUACCACAACUAGUUAAAUUGAAUAAAGCCAGUCAACUUUUCAUA